Molecule: messenger RNA, 756 nt
Organism: Dovyalis caffra
Lineage: Eukaryota; Viridiplantae; Streptophyta; Magnoliopsida; Malpighiales; Salicaceae
Source: the annotation of a GenBank genome assembly
AUGUUAGAAUUAUCUCCUGAUACUUUGUUUUCCACAUUUGGAUGGCCUUUAGAGAAACCCAUAAGCCAUGAACAUAACUACAGCUUUAGAGAUCGUAAAACUCCACAGUCACUAAUUACUCACUUCCCUCAAUCUCAGCCAGAAAUAACAGAGCCCGAUCGUUCCACAUCAUUCACGGCCUAUAGUGGAAGUGGUGACCGUAACAUGGUUAAGAAGCUUAAUCACAACGCCAGUGAACGUGACCGUCGCAAGAAGAUCAACAAUUUGUAUUCUUCACUCCGUUCACUUCUCCCAGCGGCAGAUCAAAUGAAGAAAUUAAGCAUACCAGCCACCGUUUCACGUGUGCUUAAGUACAUACCAGAACUUCGACAGCAAGUGAAGAGACUGAUUCAAAGACAGGAAGAGCUUUUAUCAAACUUAUCUAAGCAAGAUGAUUUAAUUCAUCAAGAAAAUCAAAGAAAAGGCAACAUGAAUACCCCUUUAUCAUCUGUAUCGGCAAGCCGGCUUAGUGAUAGAGAAGUGGCCAUUCAUAUUUCCACUUACAAAGACCAUAAAAGUCCAUUAUCAGAAAUCUUGCUCAAUCUAGAGGAGGAUGGACUUGUUCUUAUGAAUUCUUCUACCUUUGAGUCAUUUGGAGACAGGGUCUUCUAUAAUUUACAUCUUCAGGUCAUGGAAGGAACUUACGCAUUGGAGUGUGAGGCCUUGAGUGCGAAGCUUGUGUCCUUAUAUGCAAAGAGGGAAUCCUUGUUUCAAUAA